Arabis nemorensis is the source of this 234-nucleotide messenger RNA. Lineage: Eukaryota; Viridiplantae; Streptophyta; Magnoliopsida; Brassicales; Brassicaceae. The record is from the annotation of a GenBank genome assembly.
AUGGCAUCGAAUGCGGCGGUUCCGUUCUGGAGAGCGGCGGGGAUGACGUAUAUCACAUACUCGAACAUCUGCGCGAAUCUGGUCAGAAACUGUCUCAAGGAGCCUUUCAAGGCUGAAUCUAUCCAUCGCGAGAAGGUUCACUUCAACCUCUCCAAAUGGGCUGAUGGAAAACCCCAGAAACCAGGUACCUCUCUUCAGGAUCCUUAUCGUUUCUCCAAUUUGAUCGAGAUCUAG